UGGUUCUAUUGGUGUCGCUGUGGUGACGUGUAAGUUCUGACAGGAGCAGGAAGUAACCAGGAAUUAGAGGAGGAAUAGUUUAGGAAAUACCCAACGUUAGCUAGAAACCUAGGUAUUUAUCUAGCUUGCCGACGGGGGCUAGAUAUUUGGCAUACAAAGCAAACAUAUUUAUGUCGUUUGUGAAAUGGCCAUGUAUCAAGACGUUUGUUUUUCAGUCUUCGUGGCUGCACUCCUGUUUGGCAUUUGCGAUUCCAGAAUACACCACCUUGUACUGAAGAAUGAAACCCGCUUCAUCAUCCAUCUCAACACCUUCGGCUUCUAUGCUAAGGGCACCCUUGACGUCAACCUCAAGGCUCUCAACCUGCGCAGGGACCAGAAGAUUGACUUCUCUAAAUACCCUAUGGGCUUCAGCCUGUCCAAGUCUCGGGUGAACGGGCUUCUGGCCUACACUGCAGAGGACACAGAAGAAUGUCAGCUGACCAAAACCAAGAGUGAGCAGCCCCUAAUUCUUUUCCUCAUUGACAUUGACAAGCUCAGUGUAAGCGUGCGGUCAUUCGGGGAACAGGACAGCCUCCUAUCAGAGACACCGAAGGCCAAGGAGGAGGACGCCGAAAUCCCUGAAAAAAAAGAAAAGAGAGACCUCACAUCGGACCAGAGUAAGACUACAGUGGGCAAAGACACGGAAGAGAAAGGGACCAAAGCAGAAAUGAGUCAGAAGGACAAAGAAGAAAAAAGAGAUCCAAGUAAGACUACAGUUGGCAAAAUCACGGAAGAGAAACCGAACGAAGAAGAGGUUGACGAGAAAGAUGAAGAAAAGCAGGACCAACCGUUGGAGGAGGAAAAAUCUGUGACGGAGAAACCUGCCAAGAGCGAAGGGAAGAUUGACGGGAGGACUCUUGCUCUCCAGAAAAUCGGUGACUCCUACAACUUCAGUUUCCAUAUUACGAUUGGCUCCCUGGCUGAAGGUCUGUACAGCCUGAAUUUCCACAGCUGUUACAACCUUGUUCCCGGAGUCAGCAAUCCCUACAACCUCAACGUGGAGGUCAUAGAGCAGAACCCAGGUGGUUACCUGUCAGCUGCAGAGAUUCCCCUCCCACUCCUCUUCAUCAGCAUGGCCAUCGUCUUCUUCGUUGCAGCCAUGGUCUGGGUUUACACCCUCAUGCAGCACAGGUACAGUGUGUUUAAGAUCCACUGGCUGAUGGCAGCUCUGGCCUUCACGAAGUCCAUCUCCCUGGUCUUCCACAGUAUUAACUACCACUUCAUCAAUAAAGAGGGACGCCCCAUUGAAGGCUGGGCUGUCAUGUACUACAUUACACACCUGUUGAAGGGAGCUCUGCUCUUCAUUACUCUGGCUCUCAUAGGCACAGGCUGGGCCUUUGUUAAGUACAUCCUCUCAGACAAGGAGAAGAAGAUCUUCAUGAUCGUAAUCCCCCUGCAGGUCCUGGCGAACGUGGCUUAUAUCAUCAUCGAGUCGACGGAGGAGGGCUCCAGUGAAUACGCCCUGUGGAAGGAGGUGCUCUUCCUGGUCGACCUCAUCUGCUGCGGUGCCAUCCUCUUCCCUGUGGUCUGGUCGAUUCGCCACCUUCAGGACGCCUCCAGUACUGAUGGAAAAGCUGCCAUGAACCUGGAGAAGCUGAAACUCUUCCGGCACUACUAUGUCAUGAUCGUCUGCUACAUCUACUUCACCCGCAUCAUCGCCUUCCUGCUCAAGGUGGCCAUCCCCUUCCAGUGGCAGUGGUUCUACGAGUUCCUGGUGGAGAUCUCCACCCUAAUCUUCUUUGUGAUGACGGGGUACAAGUUCCGGCCAGCCUCCAACAACCCCUACCUGCAGCUGCCCCUAGACGAGGAGGACGUGGAGAUGGACGAAGUGGUGACUGAGUCGGGGGCUCUGGAGGGCAUCUCCCGGGUGAAGAAGACCCAGAACGGCCGUGACAGACAGAGAGAGCCGUCUCUGUGAGUCCCAGACUCAGCCUCUCUCCCUCUGCUCCCUGGGCUGGGGGGGAGGGGGUGCACAGGACCAACAGCCCCCCCAACCCCCCCUCCUCACCCCUGCCUGUGUCCGGACUAUGGCUGUGUCGCAGCCACGGCAACCGCAGCCUCUCUAUGCAAGCAGCAGACGUGGGCGUGUGCUAGGAUCUGUCUCUCUCCUGCAGACGUGGGCGUGUGCUAGGAUCUGUCUCUCUCCUGCAGACGUGGGCGUGUGCUAGGAUCUGUCUCUCUCCUGCAGACGUGGGCGUGUGCUAGGAUCUGUCUCUCUCCUGCAGACGUGGGCGUGUGCUAGGAUCUGUCUCUCUCCUGCAGGCGUGUUUCUCACCCCCCUCCGCUGAUGCUGGGGGAGAGCCUCUGCCCCAUCCCCCACCCCCCCACCACCCCAAGGAGGGGGACGUUCCAAAGACCGCUGUCAUUCUCGCCUGUCCCGUGUCUGUUUCCCACACCAAUGCCUCUCCCGUCUUCAUCCGUGUUAUUUAAAGGGUACCCCGUCCCUCGUCUUCGUUCCUGUUUAUUUUAGUGUGUUUGUGCGCCUGUGCGUGCGUGUGUGUGUGCCUGUGUGUGCAUGUGCGUGUGCGCAUGUGCUUGCGUGCGUGCGUGUGUGUGUGCGCCUGUGUGUGUGUGUGCAGGGAGGAAGGCAUGGUUGUAUAGGACCUGUCGGAACCUGGAGAAUCAGUUGCUGUGCAAACCCAACACUCAAGCUUCGAACCAUCGCUCAUUCGCUUCACUGAAUGUCCUUUUGAUCUCUGACUUUGCAUACAGUUUCUAAAAAGAAUAUGAAUAAUAACUAUUGACUGAUUUUACUCUUGUUUUAUUCUCUUUUUUUCCAUGUGGGUUGUGAGUCUUGUGGGCGGGUUCCAGUGUACCUGCCCAGCGUGCUAUGAAUGAUGUCAAUGAAGUCUGAUUGAGUUAUGAUGAUAUGACUGUAAAACAGUUCACUGCAGUUUCAUCCCUGGCAGAGUAUUUAUGAAAUGGCUUUAUUAUUGUGAACUGGUUUAAUCUGCGGUCUAACGGUUCAGUACCAGGUACUAAAUGGCUCCACAUCCCAGGAUGCUCCUUCAGACUCUAUUCCACUUCUUUGUUUGUGUUCUGGGCCACCAGUCUUUCUUUUGACAAACACAACUUUGUAUUGAUAUCUCCAUUUAUUAGGUAAUUAUACCAUCUUAUGUUAAUAUUAGGUGUUUGAUAAUUAAUUGUCAUUGUAUAUUAAUUGCUCCAAUAGUGUAUUGUUAUUUUAUUCCUUUGUGCUUCACACUUAUCUGGAACGGGGUCACGGGUUUGAAUCCUGGCUGUGCAUGUGACAGCUGUGGCCCGCAGUCCUGUCCUGUAAUUUGGUUGACAUGGCACCUUUUGACAGAGGGUUUUUGUUUGGCAGGAUAUUCCCCUUCUCAUUAACACAACAGCGACCUCUCUGGUCAGCAGGGGACCUGCAGCCUGCUUGCACCAUUGCUCCAUGGCCAGCAGAGGUCACACCUGCACAUAUUUAACAGAAAGCGCUCGCUCUCUGGAUCUGACAGAGGACGUCCGAGGAACAGCCUACUAAUGAGAGACCAGACGAUUCCAAAUUUGGGAAUAAAAAAAAAAAAGCUUUAAAAUUAUUUUUUUAAAUGAAACUCGGGACAAAAAAAUGUCUAAUGUGGCCCUUUGGCCCUUGUGUUUUCCCCUCAACAGCAGAGUUGGGAUGAGCUUUAUUUAUAAAGAUGUUUUUCUAGGGUUAUUUGUGGGACUGAUAAGUCGCUGAUCCUGGAUCGGUGCCUGUGGGUGCUCUUACAGGGUGGACUUCUGAACGCUUUGCGUCUCCAGCUGAACUCCUCCUCCGCCGUUUUUAGCGUUUUCCACUCAGUGCCCUUGAAGGGCCUUUCCCUCUGUAGAGGUUGUUUGGCCCCUGAAGGGCCUUUCCCUCUGUAGAGGUUGUUUGGCCCCUGAAGGGCCUUUCCCUCUGUAGAGGUUGUUUGGCCCCUGAAGGGCCUUUCCCUCUGUAGAGGUUGUUUGGCCCCUGAAGGGCCUUUCCCUCUGUAGAGGUUGUUUGGCCCCUGAAGGGCCUUUCCCUAUGUAGAGGUUGUUUGGCCCCUGAGGCGAGGUUGUGAGGCGCCGUGUUUCCAGGCGCUUACCGCCAGCCGCCGCCUCUUUUUGGCGUCUCUGAGUCACGUGCUGGGUACCCCCGGUGGGUACAAUCCUGCCAGCUGCCCAUCUGCUGCCCAUUGGGAAAAGCUAUGACCAAUCACACGCCUCCCCACAGGGGGCGCUGGCCCCUGUCAGAACCGGUACGGUACCGGGCAGUCGGACUGUCUCGCUGCCCUCAAAACCAGCGUGUUGAAAGUAGAAGCCACUGUCCCCCCACCCUGUCCAAUCAGGGCUUUCAGAUAGUUAAACACAGAGCUUUUUCCCACAGUACUGUUCAUUUAAAACGGAGGGCUACAGGGUUCCAGCCAUCGCCCCCGGGGUGUGCAUCUCCCCCCUGCAGUCUAACGAUAGAAUGUUGGCUCCUGCACUCCCUCCCUCCACCAAUAGGACUCUCAGCUUCGUUGCCACGGGAAUCCUCAGAACACUGUUGGAGGUCCAGCAUUGCCAUGGAAACCUGCUGGGAAUAAAGUGAGGAUGGAGGCAGUGCCCUCCGGGUCUCCUGUACAGGACAGGGGGAGGGACACGCCUCCCUUAAGGUUUCCCCCUUUUCUGCAGUUUUCUACAGCAACCUGUAAGAUGCGAUAUUAAUUUAGUUGUUUUUGCUUUGGUUUUCCCUGUAAAUGUUUGGUUUCCCCCUUCCUGCUGUGCUGUGUCUUUGGCCUUUUUGUAGAGAUGGUGGGGAAACCCACGUGCACAGUGUUAAACAGUGACAAUAAACAGACUCUCAAGGAUG
Messenger RNA from Anguilla anguilla (European eel), 4846 nucleotides. Its product is annotated as protein GPR108. The record is from RefSeq and is a predicted model, not a curated record. Lineage: Eukaryota; Metazoa; Chordata; Actinopteri; Anguilliformes; Anguillidae. The transcript is spliced from 18 exons. The coding region runs from base 185 to 1957 and encodes 590 amino acids. Gene Ontology annotation, cellular component: membrane; Golgi apparatus. Gene Ontology annotation, biological process: transport.